Messenger RNA from Leishmania mexicana MHOM/GT/2001/U1103, 2823 nucleotides. Its product is annotated as putative cAMP specific phosphodiesterase. The record is from RefSeq and is a predicted model, not a curated record. NCBI's taxonomy places the organism in Eukaryota, Euglenozoa, Kinetoplastea, Trypanosomatida, Trypanosomatidae. The coding region runs from base 1 to 2823 and encodes 940 amino acids. Gene Ontology annotation, biological process: signal transduction. Gene Ontology annotation, molecular function: 3',5'-cyclic-nucleotide phosphodiesterase activity; protein binding. The transcript has a single exon.
AUGUAUUCAGCGGUCUUUUCCCCCGGUGAACCUUAUUGCGGCGCAACCGGCUCCAAUCACCUAUGUGAGGCAGUGGCGCUCUGCCAGUCGAUUCUGGCGCGCUACCGUCGGACUGGUACUUCCUUCUCCUCCACGGAGCUGAAGGCGGUUCAGGCCCUGCGCACUGAACUCCCUGAUACCGCGCAAGAGCCCGCUGCGAAUAGCGCGGCUUCACCGAACCCGGCGACCAAUGACUUCAUGAGAAUCCUCGAUGACGCAAACGACGUGCCACACAACCCAGAGGACGACACUGUUGCGUUUGUGGAGGAGUGCUGCGACAACACCAAGGAGCCAACGGAGCUGUUUGCCGCCAUUAAUGAGCGCAUUUCUGCCGUUGUUGGCUCGCGCAAUGCCCGCACGUACAUGGUGAUCACAAACGACAACCUCCUAUGGGACCCCGUCAACGGCGUUGCCGCCCUUAUCGACAAUGCCACACAUUUGGGUAAGUGCGCGCAAGCGCGUAACAUGGAGACAAUUGCCAACACCCUGUAUAUUCCCCUCUGGUCUCGGUCCGAGCUCGUUGGCUGCGUGGAGGCGCCGGGUGGCUGCAUUCCGAGCGACAAGGCUAACUGUGCUCAGCUUCUGCUCCGGAGCGUCACCGUUGCCGUCCGCAACAGCAUCAACAUCUCCAUCAAGAAGAGCGAAGCAAAUAAGAUCGAGGCCAUGGUGAGCAUGGCGACACGGCUUGCUCGAGACACGUUGGAGGAGUCGGUGCUGGUGCAGUCCAUCAUCAACACGGCAAAGACGCUGACGGAGAGCGACCGGUGCAGCAUCUUCCUGGUGAAAGCGGACGGAAGCCUGGAGGCGCACUUCGAGGACGGCAACAUUGUGGUGCUGCCUGCAGGGACGGGCAUCGCAGGUUACGUUGUGGAAUCGGGUACCGUGGUGAACAUCCCGAACGCGUACGAGGACGAGCGGUUCAACCGGUCCGUGGACAAGGUGACUGGCUACCACACACGCACGAUCCUGUGUCUGCCGAUCGCGUUCGAGGGCACGAUCGUUGCCGUUGCGCAGCUGAUCAACAAGCUGGACAUGGUGACACAGAGCGGGCAGCGACUUCCGCGCGUGUUUGGGCGGCGCGACGAGGAGCUGUUCGAGACGUUCUCGAUGUUCACUGCCGCGUCGCUGCGCAACUGCCGCAUCAACGAUACGCUGCUAACGGAGAAGAAGAAGAGCGACGCGAUCCUGGACGUUGUGGCGCUGCUGUCGAACACGGACAUCCGCGACGUGGACAGCAUUGUGCGGCACGUGCUGCACGGCGCGAAGAAGCUGCUGAACGCGGACAGGUCAUCGAUGUUUCUGCUGGAUAAGGAGCGCAACGAGCUGUACAGCAAGAUGGCGGACAGCGCGAACGAGAUCCGGUUUCCGUGCGGGCAGGGCAUUGCCGGCACUGUUGCCGAGUCCGGCGUUGGCGAGAACAUCAUGGACGCGUACGCUGACUCGCGCUUCAACAGCGCUGUGGACCGGCAGCUGGGCUACCGCACACAGUCCAUCCUGUGCGAGCCGAUUACGCUGAAUGGCGAGGUGCUUGCCGUGGUGCAGCUCGUCAACAAGCUUGACGGCGACGGUAGCGUGACCUGCUUUACGCCCAUGGACCGGGGAACGUUUCAAGUGUUCUCGCUGUUUGCGGGCAUCUCGAUCAACAACAGCCAUCUGCUGGAGUUCGCGGUGAACGCGGGUCGUGAGGCGAUGACCUUGAGCCUGCAGCGCAACAGCAUUACGGCGCUGCGUGCUCCGAAGAGCGUGAAGGUGAUCGCGGUGACGCAGGAGGAGCGUGAGGCAGUGAUGUCGAUUGACUUCGGGGACGCAUAUGACUUCACCUCACCGGACUUCAGCCUGUUUGAAGUGCGCGAGAAGUACAGCGAGCCGAUGGAUGCGGCUGCCAGUGUUGUGUAUAACCUGCUAUGGAGCAGUGGUCUACCGGAGAAGUUUGGUUGCCGUGAGCAGACACUGCUGAACUUCAUCUUGCAGUGCCGCCGCAGGUACCGCCGCGUGCCGUACCACAACUUUUACCACGUCGUGGACGUGUGCCAGACGCUGCACACGUACCUGUACACAGGCAAGGCAUCGGAGCUCCUGACGGAGCUGGAGUGCUACGUGCUGCUUGUGACUGCGCUGGUGCACGACCUUGACCACAUGGGCGUGAACAACAGCUUCUACCUGAAGACGGACUCGCCGCUGGGUAUCCUCUCCAGCGCGAGCGGGAAUAACUCUGUGCUGGAGGUGCACCACUGCAGCCUCGCCAUCGAGAUUCUGUCCGACCCCGCCGCAGACGUGUUCGAGGGGCUGAGCGGACCGGACGUCGCGUACGCGUACCGCGCGCUGAUCGACUGUGUGCUGGCCACCGAUAUGGCGAAGCACAGUGACGCGCUAGUUCGCUUCACAGAGCUGGCUACGAGGGGGUUUGAUCAGGAGAACGAGAACCACCGUCGCCUGGUGAUGGAAACGCUGAUCAAGGCCGGUGACGUGUCGAAUGUGACGAAGCCGUUUGAGACGUCUCGCAUGUGGGCGAUGGCUGUGACGGAGGAGUUCUACCGCCAGGGUGACAUGGAGAAGGAGAAGGGCGUGGAGGUGCUGCCGAUGUUUGACCGGUCGAAGAACAACGAGCUGGCGCGUGGGCAGAUCGGCUUCAUUGACUUCGUAGCUGGCAAGUUCUUCCGGGAUAUUGUGAGCAACUUAUUUCACGGAAUGCAGUGGUGUGUUGACACGGUAAACUCCAACCGCGCAAGAUGGCAAGCGAUCCUAGAUGGCCGCCGUGACUCCACCCGAUCCUCCAUUGCUUAA